Molecule: messenger RNA, 2541 nt
Organism: Boleophthalmus pectinirostris (great blue-spotted mudskipper)
Lineage: Eukaryota; Metazoa; Chordata; Actinopteri; Gobiiformes; Gobiidae
Product: arylsulfatase A-like
Exons: 8
Coding region: 78-1583 (501 amino acids)
Molecular function (GO): arylsulfatase activity
Source: RefSeq, a predicted model, not a curated record
UUGUUUUGGUUCCGUGUUUUACGCUUCUCCACGCUUCUGCUUCAGAUGCUCACUUACGCACGGGUGGAAAGCUCACAAUGUCUGACCUCUGCGCUGUAGUCUUUAUAAACAUCUUGUUCUUAUUUCUGUCCUCUGCCUCUCAGCCCAAUUUCGUGCUCCUGUUCGCCGAUGAUCUGGGCUACGGGGACUUGGGCUGUUACGGACAUCCGACUUCCCUGACACCGAACCUGGACAGGCUAGCGGCGGGUGGGCUGCGCUUCACCGACUUUUACUGCACCAGUCCGGUGUGCAGUCCCUCCAGGUCAUCUUUGCUGACGGGCCGUUAUCAGACCCGUACAGGCAUCUACCCAGGAGUGUUGUACCCGGACUCUAUCGGGGGUCUGCCACUGAACGAGACCACCAUCGCGGAGGUGCUAAAGCCUCUGGGCUAUGCCACUGCAGCUGUGGGGAAGUGGCAUCUGGGCUAUGGAGCCAAUGGGACCUAUCUCCCAACCAACCAGGGCUUUGACGAGUACCUGGGGAUUCCCUAUUCCCAUGACAUGGGCCCAUGUAAAAACCUGACCUGCUUCCCUCCAGAUGUGAAGUGUUUUGGGCUGUGCGAUGUUGGCACGGUAACUGUCCCACUAAUGAGGAAUGACAAGAUCAUACAGCAACCAGCCAACUUUCUGGAACUGGAGAAGGCUUACAGCAACUUUGCAACUAAUUUCAUUCUGACUUCUGCCCAGAAGCAACAGCCCUUCUUCCUCUACUAUCCAACCCAUCACACACACUACCCUCAGUAUGCGGGCCAAAGAGCUGCUUGGAGAACUUCAAGAGGUCCAUUUGGAGAUUCUCUGGCUGAAUUUGAUGACACUGUAGGAGACAUCAUGGCCGCUCUGGAGAAAGCAGGCGUCAUCAACAAUACACUCGUCUUUUUUACGUCUGACAAUGGGCCUGAGUUAAUGCGAAUGUCGAAAGGAGGUAACGCUGGCCUCCUAAAAUGUGGUAAAGGCACCACAUAUGAGGGAGGCAUGAGAGAACCUGCUAUUGCCUAUUGGUCUGGAACUAUAAAGCCUGGUGUGACUCAUCAGUUGGGCAGCAUUUUGGACAUCCUGCCAACCUUUGCCAGCCUGGCUAGGGCCAAACUUCCCUCUGUGAUACUGGAUGGGGUAGAUUUGACAGACCUUCUAUUUCAUCAAGGAAAGAGUGCUCGUGAGAUGAUGAUGUUCUACCCCACAGACCCCAGUGAGAAGUAUGGCCUUUUUGCUGUGCGGUAUAAGAAAUACAAGGCUCACUUCUACACAAGAGGUGCUGCUCACAGCGGUACCACACCAGAUGCCGACUGCCCCGUAUUCGCUGUUCUGAAGUACCACGACCCUCCUCUGCUCUUUAACCUGGAGAUGGACCCCUCUGAGUUCUACCCCCUGUCCCUGUCUGGUGAACCAGAGCUGCAAGAUGUGCUAGAGAAGAUCAAGCAGGUGAAAGCAGAGUUUGAAGCCACCAUGGUGUUUGCCCAGAGUGAGAUAUCAAAGGGAGGGGACCGCAACCUAGUGCCGUGCUGUAACCCAGAAUGUAGUCCAAAACCAAGCUGUUGCAGUUGCUAAGAAAAUUGUUUGGUUUUUUUUGUUUUUUUUUAUUGGUUGAACUCAAGGAAAGACUUGAUUUUCUUUUUAAUCUGCUUUUUAAACUCACAUUGACUGAUUGAUUGAUUAAUUUAUUUUAGUCACAGGUACAGUAUAUUCUGACUUUAUUCCACAGUCAGUCAUAUUUAACAUGCACAGUCAGAAAACAUGUAGGCUGACACUUGAGCUUAUUAUGCCUACCCUGUAUUCUUUUGCCAUAGCAUCAUCUUAAGACCAGUUCAUAUUCAUAAACACAGCAAGAGGAAACAAACAAGGCCAGUAACAGUACAACAAAGUACUUUAACACAAACUAAGUAUUCAUAAUGUCUACCCAGAGUUAAACAUUUAAAUUUCUUUUUAAAGUGAAAGAGUGGUAAGCUAUUUUAGGUCUUCUGUACAAUUGUUUCAGAGGUCCACUCCUUUAACAGAUAUACAAAAUUUCAUAAUGUUUGUUCAGAUUUUCUUUUUGAUAAACAUGGCCGUACCUCUGAACUUAUAUUGGCUAUUUCAGAUUUUAAACAUUUUGUAAUGAUUUUGACAAUCAUUUCUCAUCAUUCUAAGGUAGUACAUGUUUUAACAGCAUUAUUUGACUAAAAUAGUAUUUGCAACAAGUAAAGGAUAAAGAAACCUGACUUUUAACUUUUUGUAUGAAGUAGCUAGAGGAAUGAAAUGGGAGCAGGGCUUUGUAAACCCUGUAAAUUACAGAUUUGUAUUAUAAAAAUGCACUAGCCUACUGUACUGUAUCUGAUACACUGUAAAUUUUUACUUGUCAAUUAAAUUUUUAAUCAUAGUUUCAGAACCACAACUCCAGUGCUAGUAAAAAAAAAAUCACUAUGUAUAACUGUAAAAUUGUUGUGUGAAUAAUGCUGCUAAUGUUUAAUUGUGGUUUAUGUUUUGUAAUUUUACAACUUCUUUGCAAUAAAAUGGCAAUUUUAAGGAA